Messenger RNA from Didymodactylos carnosus, 1653 nucleotides. Lineage: Eukaryota; Metazoa; Rotifera; Eurotatoria; Philodinida; Philodinidae. The record is from the annotation of a GenBank genome assembly.
AUGGGAAUAUUCCAUAGUUUUUCAUCUGUGUUUUACGGUGCAGGAGAACGUCAACGAAUCACUGACAAUGUUUUACUUGUAUCACCAUCACAGAAGAAAGGAAAACGGUAUUUAAGAACAAACAGUCAUCAAUUAUCAAACAAUUUUUUCCUUGGAGGAAAACAAUUUAAAUUUAAUUUACGUCCUUAUACGUGUUUAUUUAACGAUGAUUGUUUAAUUAAUCAAUCUCAUCCAAUUGAAUUUCAGCUCUCAAAACCUUCGCGUACUAUAGAACCUAUACAAGCAAUAAAAUGUCAGUUAGCUAUCCGUCGUGAUACAUUAAAAUUAAUUCAUUUAUAUGAUGAUUGGUAUACUAUCGAAUUUUUGUUCGAUUGUGAAACACCAGUCCAGAUUUAUAUCUAUUUUUUUUCUCAUGAAUCAUUGAAUCAGGGACUCAAAUACACAUGUUGUACAAAAACAUCAGAUAUAUUUAAACAGUAUUAUUCAUUUACAUUUAAUAGAGGUUAUCAGCAAUUAUUUUCGAAAAAAAAUGUACGAUUUACAAUAUCAGUUAUGAAAAAAAGUUUUUGUUCAACGCCCACAAUACCGAUCGUCAUUAUUUGCCGCUCAAUGGAUUAUGAUAUGUCAAAUAUCAUACAUUCACCAACGACAGAUUUAUCAUCAAAUCAUUCAAAUGACUCAACAUCAUUUGACCAACAAUAUCAUAUUGUUUCAGCUACCGUUAAAUUUUUAAACGAUGAUAAUAAAACACCAAGAUCAUCAGCAGUUUUAACUGUUUUACAACAAAAGCAUGUUGUCAACGGUAUUUUAUUUGAAUUAUAUGAAAUUUAUGGUGUUGAAAAUACCCGAUCAUCAUCAGAUAAAAAGAUAAAAUUACUCGAUACUGUGGAAAGAAGAAAAUCUCUAUCAAGAAAACAAAAUGAUUAUAAAGGAGAUGAUCUAUGUAUUAAACAAUUGGAUGGCAAUGAAUUACAGCAUCAUGUUUCCGGUACUAAUGAAAAUCAUGAUCGUAUUACUACUACCGCCUCUUCGAGUAACAAAAGAAAAUUAUCUCGUACACAAAUUUCAAAUACUGCCCAUAAUGAAAUCGAUGUAUUGAACGAUAAUGUCAAACAUAAUUAUAAAAUUAAAGAAUUUUCAUCUCUACGUCAAUCACCAUCUUCAUCAAUUGCAUCAUCUUGUCUGGAUUUAUCAAAAUCAACAAAAUAUGCAUGUGUCAUAUGUUUAUGUGAAUUUCGAAAUACACUAAUAUUACCGUGUAAACAUUUGGCCAUUUGUAAUGUAUGUGGAGAAAAUUUAAGAUUUCAAUCAAAUUCUUGUCCUAUUUGUCGAUUACCGUUUCGUGCAUUAUUACAAUUGAAUACAUUAAAAGCAAAAAGAAGUAUAUUAAAACAACAAACUCAUAUGUAUGAGAGUACAUCCAUUGUAAAUGCAUUGAAUUUAUCAUCAUGUUCUCGUGUAAUGCACAAAAAUGACAAUGAAUCAUCAUCAAAUAAUUUUUUAAUAAAAAAUAAAAUUGGAAAUUUUUGUCAUGGCUCAAUACGUUGGGAAUCAAUGGUUGAUGAACCAGAUUUAGUUCAUUUAAAUCAUACAGAUUUAAAACAAUUUUGUCAAAUACAAAGGUCAUUUGAAGAAAUAAAUGAAACUGUGUAA